AUGGUGAAAGAACCGCAGAAAAAUGACAAGUGUAGCACUUUAAGCGAUAUCUCUGAAUCAUCCAAUGACAAUCAUGCUACACUUGAUGCCAGGAAUGAAACAUUGGAAAGAAAGUCGCUCAGCGUCUCGGGCUCUUUGCAAGAUUUACAGGGAGCUCACCCGAUCAUGUCUUGCGUUCGGAGUCAGGUUCCUGGUCAAGAGAGGCAUAUUGCACUUCCAUUUUUGCAUGUGAAAACCGGUGAUGACAUGAUAGUUGAUUUUGAUGGCCCGGAAGAUCCCUAUCAACCAAUGAACUGGCGCUUUUCGAAGAAACUUGUGACCACUAUUCUCUAUGGGUUUACAGCCAUGGGCGCUCCCUGGGCCAGUUCAAUCUAUUCUACCGGUCAGACGCAAGUCAGCGAGGAAUUUCAUGUUUCGACGGAAGUCUCGACUCUCGGAACUUCACUACUUUUGUUCGGCUUGGGACUGGGUCCUCUAGUCUGGGCGCCCCUCUCGGAAGUCUAUGGGCGAAAGCCAGCUGUUCUUGCACCCUAUUUCCUCGCUGCUGUCUUUUCCUUUGCCACUGCCACAGCCAAAGAUGUACAAACCAUCAUGUUAACCCGCUUCUUUGCCGGUUUCUUUGGAUCCGCCCCUGUGACGAACACAGGUGGAGUCCUUGGUGAUAUUUGGCCCCCCGAGCAGCGUGGGGCGGCAUUGGUUGCAUAUUCCAUAGCAGUCUUUGGCGGACCUGUGUUGGGUCCUAUUGUGGGCGGUGCAAUCUCGGAAAGCUAUCUCGGCUGGCGAUGGACAGAGUAUAUCACCGGUAUUUUGAUGAUGAUUUGCCUUAUCUUGGACCUGGUGUUUAUUGAUGAAACCUACCCACCCAUCCUAUUGACCCGCAAGGCGCGGCGUUUACGCCUCGAAACAGGGAACUGGGCACUUCAUGCCCGCCACGAGGAGUGGAAUGCGAGUUAUAGAGAUUUCGGAAAGAAGUAUCUGAUACGCCCGUUUCAACUUCUAGCAACCCCAAUAUGCUUUUUGGUUGCGCUUUACGCGUCUUUUGUUUACGCUAUUCUAUACCUGAGUCUAGCUGCAUUUCCAAUCGUUUUCCAAGAAAUUCGUGGCUGGAAUCAGGUUGUGGGUGCUCUUCCCUUUAUCUCCUACUUCAUUGGGAUCAUGAUAGGUGCCUUGGUCAAUCUGUCUAAUCAAAAGUUCUACGUGAAACGCAUGAAAGAAAACAACAACCGACCUGUUCCGGAAGCCCGUCUACCGCCAAUGAUGCUAGGAUCUGUUUGCUUUGCAGGAGGGCUGUUCAUGUUUGGUUGGACCAGCCCUGCGCACAUUCAUUGGAUAGCUCCGAAUAUUGGUGCCGUUCUGAUGGGUAUUGGGAUUUUGACUAUCCUUCAACCAGCUUUGAAUUAUCUUAUUGAUACGUUUCACUCGACGGCUGCUAGUGCCGUUGCUGCAAGUACUUUCCUGCGCUCUAUCUUUGCCGGUUCUUUCCCACUGUUCACUGAUGCCAUGUUUCAUAACCUGGGUGUCCCUUGGGCAGCGAGCGUCUUGGGAUUUAUUUCUGUCGCCCUCCUCCCCAUUCCAUACUUGUUCUACAUUUAUGGAAGGAGACUGAGAGCAAGGGGUAAGUAUUCCAAGGAUUCAACCUGA
Penicillium verhagenii is the source of this 1641-nucleotide messenger RNA. RefSeq names its product MFS transporter. The record is from RefSeq and is a predicted model, not a curated record. Gene Ontology annotation, biological process: transmembrane transport. The coding region runs from base 1 to 1641 and encodes 546 amino acids. Lineage: Eukaryota; Fungi; Ascomycota; Eurotiomycetes; Eurotiales; Aspergillaceae. Gene Ontology annotation, molecular function: transmembrane transporter activity. The transcript has 2 exons.